AUGGCCUCUUCCUCUUCUUCUUCUUCCGUCGGCACUGCCUCCAACAUGGUUUCUAACGCCAACGUCGCCGCCAGCACCGUGAGCUCUUCCCUUUCGUCGGCCAAGUCCUCUGUCGCCUCGUCAAUCUCUUCUGCCGCGUCGUCCGUCAAAUCCACCGCCUCUUCUGGAGCCUCGUCCGUGAGCUCCAGCGCUUCCAGCUCCAAGGCCUCGACCUCGUCGUCCAGCGGGGCUGUCGCCAACGUCGUUGCCAACCCAGUCUCUUGGAAGUUUGGCGCGCUUUUGGGUGCCACUAUGGUCGGAUCCUUCGUUUUGGGCGCCGGACUAUAA
This is a messenger RNA of Lachancea meyersii CBS 8951, 327 nucleotides long. Lineage: Eukaryota; Fungi; Ascomycota; Saccharomycetes; Saccharomycetales; Saccharomycetaceae. The record is from the annotation of a GenBank genome assembly.